Thalassophryne amazonica is the source of this 1256-nucleotide messenger RNA. RefSeq names its product myozenin 2b (gene myoz2b). Gene Ontology annotation, molecular function: telethonin binding; FATZ binding; actin binding. Bases 240 to 986 code for a protein of 248 amino acids. Lineage: Eukaryota; Metazoa; Chordata; Actinopteri; Batrachoidiformes; Batrachoididae. Gene Ontology annotation, cellular component: Z disc; actin cytoskeleton. The record is from RefSeq and is a predicted model, not a curated record. The transcript is spliced from 6 exons.
AGCGGCUUUGAGUGUUUGUCACGUUAAAUUUAGCCUAUUGAUGUAAGCUGCAUACCAAUUCACAACAGACACAGAGACGUGUUCUCAGUUUGACUUUAGUGUUCACGAGUGUUAAGAUCAGUGAAGAUCAAACAACCUCCUGUAGGUUGACCUCUGAGCCUCCGAGCCUCCUCUGCAGGAUAUCGGCUGCACAACAGGAACACCUCCACAGGACUUCUGAUAACCUCACUGAAGCUACAAUGUCACAGUUCUGCACCAUGUCAGCUGGAGAGAAGAAGAAGCACGCAGCAGCUAUAUGUCGAGAGGUCCACAGUACCAACGAGGCUGUUAUCGAUUUAGGAAAGAAGCUCAGCACUCCAAAAGACAUUAUGUUGGAGGAGUUAUCGCUGCUUUCCAACAGAGGUUCCCGCCUUUUCAAAAUGCGCCAGAGGAGAUCUGACAAGUACACAUUUGAAAGUAUCCAAAACCAGGUGAACACGCAGCUAAACAAUGACAUUUUAAAUGUGAACACUCACACUGUCGAAAUUAAAGUGGAUACACCGACUCUUGGAAGUGCUGAUCACCAGCACGCUGACACCAACACCAACACUCAGCCAGCAGUGACUGCAGAGAAGAUCAGCAGCACAUCUUUGCCUAAGAUGUACCACUCCCCGUGGGAGGAGGCCAUCCUCGGCAACCCCGACCUCGCUGAAACUGUCAAACUCAGAAUGCCUCAACCAGACCCUAGGCCAGAGCUUCCAGAGUACAAAUGCUUUAACCGAGUUGCCACUCCUUAUGGUGGCUUUGAAAAAGCUCCCAGGGGAAUCACAUUUAAGCUUCCUGAGCUGGACCUGAACCCUCCCAGGUACCCAGAACUUCAGGAGCCGAGUAUGAAGCGGCAGACGUUCAACAGAACCGCCCAGGGUUGGAUAUCUGAGGGUGGCACACUAAUCCUACCCACUAUCGUCCUGGAGCCCGUCCAAGUGCCAGAGUCCGAGGACCUGUAGAUGGGUCUUAAUCUGGCAACAUGACCUUUAUGCCCAGUGCCAAUUUAUCACAAAAUAGCAUCCGAUUUUUCCAAAGCAACGGACAACAAAAUGCUUCCUGUGCUUUCCUCUGUCAGCCAGAAUAUUUUCCGUACAUUAGUAAAUACAACAUAUCCAAAAAAAAAAAUUAUUACAUGGUUUCAGAUUGAUGGUAUAUUUUCUGAGCAAAAUUAAGUUUCUUUUUUUGGAUUGAUCUGAUGCAUCAAACUUAAUAAAAUUUUAUUCGGUUUA